Messenger RNA from Penicillium verrucosum, 702 nucleotides. Its product is annotated as YwbE family protein. NCBI's taxonomy places the organism in Eukaryota, Fungi, Ascomycota, Eurotiomycetes, Eurotiales, Aspergillaceae. The record is from RefSeq and is a predicted model, not a curated record. The transcript is spliced from 2 exons. The coding region runs from base 1 to 702 and encodes 233 amino acids.
AUGAUUCCUCUAGCACUUGCUGGAAUCAGGUUCUUUGAAAAAAUUCUACUUCGAGCCGCGCCAGCCAUCCAAAGACCUGCGUCAAUAUCCUUGUACGCCCACGAUAUUCUCAAUGGAUGGCCAAAAACGACGCGGCGGGUUCGGCGGACGCGGGGGAUCGCGCCCCUCCCACCCACGCGUGCCCCCUCAAAAGCCAUCAACCCGGGCACAUCCGUCAAUAUCAUCCUCAAAGCCGACCAACCCACAGGACGUACAGUACCAGGCAGAGUGAGCGAAUUACUCACGCGUGGCGAUCACCCGCGAGGCGUCAAAGUGCGUCUUACCGACGGGCGCGUCGGCAGGGUACAGAGCCUCCGGAGCGGUGAGCCGACGCAGGAAAUAGAUGGAGGGGCAGAGGGCGCGCAAGAGAGCGCGCCCGGUAUUCAAUUAAGAGUAGAGGGAGGUGAUUUGAACGGGAGACACAAUCAUUUUGCCCCGCCUGAUGUGCGUCAUGAUGCGCUGGACAUGUACAUACGCCCCGCGAAGGCGAAGAAGAAGAGCAAGAAGACACAGGCUGGACGGAAUGAGCAACUAGAGGAGAGGCUUGAGGAUACAGACGGUGCCACUCAGCUACCGGGCUCUCUUAAAUGUCCCGUGUGCGCUGACUUCGAGGGCGACGAAGCCGCUGUGACGCACCACGUUGCUAGUCAUUUCGAAGAGUGA